This is a messenger RNA of Candida tropicalis MYA-3404, 1533 nucleotides long. RefSeq lists its product as uncharacterized. The transcript has a single exon. The coding region runs from base 1 to 1533 and encodes 510 amino acids. Gene Ontology annotation, molecular function: RNA binding. NCBI's taxonomy places the organism in Eukaryota, Fungi, Ascomycota, Pichiomycetes, Serinales, Debaryomycetaceae. The record is from RefSeq and is a predicted model, not a curated record.
AUGACUUCACCUAUUUCAUAUGCUAACGUAGCUGCUAAUGCAUCUUCAGCUAAUACAGCACCUGCUACUGCUGCCACUGCCACUGCCACUGCCACUGCCACCACUUCUUCGGAUUCAGUCAAACCAAAAUCAGAAGAACAACAACCAGAACAACAAACCCCAACUUCAUCUACCACCACCGAAUCUCUUGGUAAAGAAUCUGAAGAUCAAAGUUCCAAAUCCACAGACUCCACGGCUACUUCCACACCGGCAUCAAAAACCAAGAAAACUUUGGCCCCAGCUCCUGUACCUACAAAAUCUGCUUGGGGUGAAGUUACUUCAGGAGUUUCCCAAUUAAGUGUUGAUGAUAAAAAAUGGGCAUCUCCAGAAAAGACUCCAUUGUUGGGUGAACAACCAGCUGUUAAACCACAGCAACAAAAAUUCAUGAAACCAAUCACUAAUAAAUGGGUUCCAGUUCAAGCCAAAGUGAUAUUGCCAAGUUUAAGAUCCAGUAGUAACGGUAACUCCAGUAAUUCUAAGCUGAAUAGAAAUAGAAAGAAGAGUGGGCACAACCAAAACAAAUCAUCUCCAAAAAAGAGAGAAGAAAAAGUUGAAGGUAAGGAAGCUAAAUCAGCACCAGCUGGUGAAGAAGUUUCUAGUGGAGAAAAGACUGAUGCUGUUGAAAAGAAACAAACCCAACCAAAAGAAACUACUGAAGAACAAACUUCCGAUGUGUCAUCAUCAUCUGCUUCUACUCAACAACAAGAACAUCAAGAGCAACCAAGUCAGCAACAACCAAAUCAACAACAACAUCAACAUCAACCACGAUUUAACAAUGGUCAACAAAAGAAACGUUUCAACAAUCAACAUCAACAAAAUGGCAAUGUCAACGGUCAAUACCAAAAGAGAUACAACAACCAUAAUAGCAACAAUGCCAAUGCUAACCCACAACAACCAAUGCAACCACAACCAUUCACUCCUCAAGGUUACUUCAACCCACAGCAACAACAACAAUACCCAAACACUUACCAAUACAACAAUGGAAACCGUCCAUAUAGAAACGGUCAAUACAGAAACAACCGAAAUAACAAUAACCAAGCAUACCGUAAUGGAGGUUAUCGUCAUAACAACAACCAUCACAAUAAUCAUGCAGCUAAUGGUGCUGGAAUUAUUCCAGGUCCAAUUCAAUUUAUUCCUUAUCCUCAACAAAUGCCAAUUCCAAUUCCACCACCAAUUUCACCAAAACAAGAUCCUCAAGAAGCAUUAAUUCAACAAAUUGAUUAUUACUUUUCUUUAGAAAAUUUAAUUAAAGAUUUGUAUUUGAGAAAGAAUAUGGAUGCUGAAGGCUGGGUUGAUUUGAAAUUAAUCAUGGAUUUCAAGAGAGUUAAGAUUAUUGUUAAUGGAUUAAUUAAUUCUUUAGAUGAAGGAGUUGUUGGAGAUGAUGUUAUUUUGGAAAGUAUUAAAUCUUGUAAAAAUUUGGAAAUUAGUGGUGAAAAAUUAGAAGAUGUUAAAUUAAGAGUUAAAGAUAAUUAUCAACAAUGGUUAUUGAAUUAA